Molecule: messenger RNA, 1962 nt
Organism: Manduca sexta (tobacco hornworm)
Lineage: Eukaryota; Metazoa; Arthropoda; Insecta; Lepidoptera; Sphingidae
Product: cytochrome P450 4C1
Exons: 11
Molecular function (GO): oxidoreductase activity, acting on paired donors, with incorporation or reduction of molecular oxygen; monooxygenase activity; heme binding
Source: RefSeq, a predicted model, not a curated record
CUCAACAUUAGUUUUAUUCUGUUUUAAGUUGAUAUUGGAGGUUUAGUUGUGUGAUUUUUUGUGUAGUACAAAAGGAUAAUAAUUGAAGUGAAAAUGUUUCUUCUUUUAUUCUUCGUCACAUGCGUUGUUUAUGCCUUUUUUGUAAUGGCAAAACAAAGAAAGAAAAUGAAGGUUCUCGAACCUCCGUCAUUGCCUGGAAAACUACCUAUUUUAGGCCACAGUUACAUAUUAUAUGGUGAUAAUAUACAUACGUGGAACGUUCUAAAGUGGGUUUCACAGGAGGCACUCACUAAGGGCGGCGUCAUAACAAUGAAUAUUGGCCCUCGACUUGUUUACGCCAUCACAGAUCCAGACGACUUAUACACCGUGGCUAAUAGUUGUUUAUUAAAAGAUUACUUCUACAAUUUCGCCAAGCCUUAGCUUGGAAAUGGAUUAUUCAGCGGUAGUGGUCCCGUAUGGAGACGACAUCGAAAACUGCUGAAUCCAGCAUUCAACCAACAAGUCCUGGACGGAUUUAUAGGCGUCUUCAACGAUCAAUCGAGACGGCUUGUGGGCCAAUUGCUUGUGCAAGUAGGGAAAGGUUCCUUCCCCCACUUGAAGUAUCUAUCCGUAUAUACUUUGGAAACUGUUUUCCAAACUGUAUUUGGCGUAAACGAAAAAUACAACGAUUUAAUAGGCGAAUAUUUGAGCAGCAUAGCACAAAUGCAAAGAAUAUUCACGGAAAGGUUUCAGAAAGUAUGGCUUCACCCAGACAUAUUUUAUAAUAUGUCGCAAUUGAAAGCUACGCAAGAUAAACACGUCAAAUUUCUUCACAGAUUCUCUAAUAUGCGGGUGCUCGAAAACAGAAAGUUACAAAUGGCUAAACGAAACAUAAAUAAUGCACAAACUGAUGGUCAAAACGCAAAUGGAGGUAAAUUCAAACCCUUCCUGGAUUUACUUCUUGAACUUUCGAAUAAUGAAGAAGUGAUCACAGAUAAGGAAAUUAGAGAAGAGGUUGACACGUUUAUGAUAGCUGGAUACGAUACUUCUUCCUACGUCCUUAUGUACACUCUUAUGGCCAUCGGAACAUAUCCACAAGUGCAAGAAAAAAUAUAUAGAGAAAUACAAGAUGUUUUAGGAUAUUCCGAUAGAGACGUUACCAAGCACGAUUUACACAAAUUAGUUUACUUAGAAGCAGUUAUAAAAGAAACCUUGAGACUGUAUCCGAUUGCACCCAUCGUUUCAAGAUAUGCUGAUUCUGAUGUGAAAUUAAAGAACUAUACGGUGCCAGCUGGAUGCAGCGUAUUUUUGUUAUUUUGGGGCAUGCAUCAUCAUUCAAUCUGGGGCCCUGAUGCAGAACAGUUUAACCCUGAAAGAUGGCUGGAUUCAACCACAUUAUCAACGAACUUAAAACUUUUCGCGGGAUUCAGCAUUGGAAAAAGAAACUGUAUAGCAAAAACAUUUGCAAUGAUGUCGAUGAAGACUACAAUUACACAUCUACUAAGACACUACAAAGUUAACGCAGAUAUUUCUAAGAUCACCUUGAAAAUCGACGUUAUGCUCCAACCAGCCUCUGGAAGUGUUAUAAGUUUAGAUUUAAGACGCCCUAAGAACCAUAUUGGCUGUUAAAUAAAUUGUAAAGGAAUGGAGAAUACAGCCAAAAAUUUAGUGAAUACUAUUAUACUAUUAACUACUAUUAUAUAAUAUUUACUCUAAAUAUAAGUAAGUUGUACAAUAAUGUAUUUCAAUAGUGAGUGAAUGUUAAUUUCAAUUUAUUACAGUUACAUACUUUAUAUAAUAGUUACAUUUUUAGAUAGAAUUAUGAUAUCGUGUAUAUAUUUUCUAUCUACUUAACGACACUAACCUGGCCAUAAUUCAUUUUAUGAAUAAGUACAUCUCGAAAUCUCGUUUCUUUUAAAAUUAUUACGGUUUAUUAUAAAACAAGCGAUUUGAACCAAAAACUUACUAUAUUUUUAUAUUAUA